ACAGUUGUGAUUGUUUGCAGCUCGCCGUUGCCUGGGAUGUUAUUUUAAGAAAGCAGAAGCAGCAUCAUUUGCACACUCCUUAUAGACACACACCUUGGCUCUGGCUUUCUGGCUUUAGUGUUUCAAAAGUGAAGACAGGAUGAAGAAGACCCACUUGCUUCUCUGGGGAGUCCUGGCCAUUUUUUUCAAGGCUGUCCUUGUAACCGGUGAUGAUGAAAGGAUCAUUCUUGCUGACAACAAAUGCAUGUGUACCCGAGUUACUUCCAGGAUCAUCCGGUCCACCGAGAAUCCUAAUGAGGACAUUGUGGAGAGAAAUAUCCGAAUUGUCGUCCCUCUGAACAACAGGGAGAAUAUCUCGGAUCCCACCUCUCCACUGAGAACGAAAUUUGUGUACCAUUUGUCGGACCUCUGUAAGAAAUGCGAUCCUGUGGAAGUGGAGCUGGGUGAUCAGGUUGUCACUGCCAGCCAGAGCACUCUCUGCAAUGAAGACAGUGCUGUUCCCGAGACCUGCUACAUGUACAACAGAAACAAGUGCUACACAUCCAUGGUCCCACUUAGGUAUCGUGGUGAGACUAAAAUGGUGGCCACAGCUCUGACCCCUGACUCCUGCUACCCCGACUAGUUUGAGUCACUGCUCACUCUGCAACUCUGUCUUUAGGAGCUCUCCAUUUGAACCUAGAAGUUAUCCUUACUGCUAAUGAGUUUGAAACCAGGAUUUUUUUUUUUUCUUUUUGGAUGGUAUAAAACUAACAUUCCCUUAAAAUAGUUAAAAUAUCAACAUUGCUAUCAUUAUUAUGUAAUUCCUUCUUGAUUCUAAGUAUUAAAUCCUCAUGCCUGCCUGAGGAGGUAUUUGCAAGAGUUCAUUUUCUAGUGUUUAAAAAUGUAAACAAGGGGAGAAAGUAAAAUUCCAAGAGUAAAAGUCAAGAGACAUAAUUCAGUUAAAUCCUUUUUCUUUCUUACUUUGCCAUGGAGAGCUGGAACUUCUGCACAUUCUGUACUAUCCUCUCUCUUAAUGUCUCACUGUGUAGAGAAAACAUACACAUAAACGCAGGGCAAUUAUGUAUCUUUACUAGAAGCUGUGAAGGACACAUUUUGGAACUAUUUACAAAACCAUUUUGCUGAAAGUGAUAUGAUUUGAUGCACAAAUGAAAAAAACAUAUUUUCAUAUAACACAGACUUGGCACUUGAUUUUUUUUGAUAAAUUUUUUGUCAAUCAGAUUAUUGUCUGAAAUUCUUAGAGGAGUCUUCUGUGUUGCAGCUGAGUCUAAUGAAAUUUGUAUUCCUAAAUAUGUAUUCUCUAGCACAGUUUGAACAAUUAAAUAGAUUCAUAAGCAUAUA
Peromyscus leucopus (white-footed mouse) is the source of this 1338-nucleotide messenger RNA. It is a transcript of the gene Jchain, whose product is annotated as joining chain of multimeric IgA and IgM. Gene Ontology annotation, biological process: humoral immune response. The record is from RefSeq and is a predicted model, not a curated record. Bases 140 to 622 code for a protein of 160 amino acids. The transcript has 4 exons. NCBI's taxonomy places the organism in Eukaryota, Metazoa, Chordata, Mammalia, Rodentia, Cricetidae. Gene Ontology annotation, molecular function: immunoglobulin receptor binding. Gene Ontology annotation, cellular component: pentameric IgM immunoglobulin complex.